Homalodisca vitripennis (glassy-winged sharpshooter) is the source of this 4050-nucleotide messenger RNA. RefSeq lists its product as uncharacterized. Lineage: Eukaryota; Metazoa; Arthropoda; Insecta; Hemiptera; Cicadellidae. The transcript has a single exon. The coding region runs from base 1 to 4050 and encodes 1349 amino acids. Gene Ontology annotation, molecular function: DNA helicase activity. Gene Ontology annotation, biological process: DNA repair; telomere maintenance. The record is from RefSeq and is a predicted model, not a curated record.
AUGAAACACCAGGAAUGUGCUGGCGCCAAUGGAAAAGUUAUACUGCCAGAAUUACAUCCACCACCCGAACCACUAUCAACGUUGUUAUCAGGUGUUACACGUGAAUCGAAGCAAUUCUUGGAAAAUAUUCGCAAUUACAAUUCAUGUUUUCAAAUGACAUCGUUCGGUGCAACUAACAUCGUGCGUGAAAAAUUACAUGCCAACAUUUUAGAGUGCAAGGGCAAAUUUAUCAUCGUGCCGGAUCGCUGCUACCAUUGCCGGGACGCAGAUCACAAGUUUCUUCAAAUUUAUUUCAUGGCAAACAGUCAUGAACAAAUUGAACAACGAUGUCAUUACCAUGCAGGCACUAAACGAGAAAUCGUGGCUGCGUUACAAGCCUUUUUCGAUCAACACAAUGAAUUAGUUCAGUUGUUUAAAACCGCCAUUCAACAAAUGCCAGCCGAUGACUACGCAGUUGUAAUUCGAGCAGAUAAAAGACCCGUUGGCCAAUACGAAAGACAAUUUAAUGCACCAACAGUUGAUGAAGUGGCGAUCGUGAUAGUUGGCGAAGAAUUCGAAUCACGCGACAUAAUUCUUCAUCGCAGAAGUGGUGACGUUCAACGAGUCUCCGAAACUCAUCGUUCAUACGACGAAUUACAGUAUCCGAUUCUGUUUUGGCGAGGAGAAGAUGGAUAUCAUUUAAACAUCAAAAUGAGAAAUCCACAAACAGACGAGGAAACGAAUAAGAAAGUCAGUGCUAUGAAUUAUUAUUCGUAUCGAUUGAUGAUUCGUCAAGACGCUGAGAACCACAUACUAAAAUGUCGACAAUUGUUCCAUCAAUACAUUGUCGACAUGUACGCGAAGAUUGAAACCGAACGACUCUUAUAUAUUCGAUUGAAUCAAACCAAGUUGCGGUCUGAAGAGUACAUCCAUUUACGAGACGCAAUCGUUAAUGAUGGUAACAAGAAUCCAAACGAAUUAGGAAGAAUGGUCAUAUUACCAUCGACAUUCACGGGAAGUCCACGGCACAUGCAUGAAUAUGCACAAGAUGCGAUAACAUACGUUCGCGCAUACGGUCGUCCAGAUUUGUUCAUCACAUUUACAUGCAAUCCUACGUGGGAUGAAAUUAAUGAACUUCUGUUAGCUGGACAAUCAUCUUCGGACCGCCAUGACAUUACCGCACGCGUAUUUAAACAAAAAUUGAAAUCUUUCAUGGAUUUUAUUAUCAAGCAUCGUGUUUUUGGAGAGGUACGCUGUUGGAUGUAUUCCAUUGAAUGGCAGAAAAGAGGAUUGCCACAUGCACAUAUUUUGAUUUGGUUAGUCAAUAAAAUUACGCCAAAUCAAGUUGACCAAAUCAUCUCAGCAGAAAUACCAGAUAAAGACAUUGAUUCAAACUUAUUCGACGUCGUUACCAAAAAUAUGAUUCAUGGUCCAUGUGGCGCAUUUAAUAACAAUUCACCAUGCAUGUCUGAUGGGAAAUGCACGAAACGAUACCCAAGAAACUUGGUUUCUGAGACCAUUACUGGCAAUGACGGAUACCCACUGUAUCGUCGACGAUCAGUUGAAGAUGGCGGCAAAUCCAUCGUUCUGAAAGUACGAAACGUUAAUGUCGAAGUCGAUAAUCGUUGGGUUGUUCCAUAUUCACCAUUGCUCUCAAAGACCUUCAAAGCACACAUUAAUGUUGAGUAUUGCAAUUCAGUAAAGUCGAUUAAAUACAUUUGCAAGUAUGUCAACAAAGGAAGUGACAUGGCAGUCUUCGGAGUAGGGAAUGUAGCGGCACCGCUCGAUGAAAUCAACCAAUACCAACUUGGACGCUACAUUAGCAGCAAUGAAGCAGUAUGGCGCAUCUUAUCAUUUCCAAUCCAUGAACGACAUCCAACAGUAGUACAUUUGGCAGUGCAUCUCGAGAAUGGACAACGCGUGUACUUCACAACAGAUAAUGUACGUGCAAGAGCAUUGGUUCCACCGGCAACAACUUUAACUGCAUUUUACUCAUUGUGCCAAGAUGAUCAUUUUGCAAAGACUCUACUUUAUUCUGAGGUACCGAAAUUCUACACGUGGAAUGCAUCGGCUAAAAAGUUUCAACGUCGCAAACAAGGUAAAGUAGUUGAAGGACAUCCCAAUUUGUAUUCCAGUGACGCAUUGGGUCGUCUGUACACUGUUCACCCGAACAAUACCGAAUGUUUCUAUUUGCGAUUGCUGUUAAUCAAUGUACGUGGACCGAUGUCCUUCCAAGAUUUAAGGACAGUCAACGGUCAGUUAUGCGCCACUUAUCAUCAAGCUUGCCAGAAACUAAAUCUUCUUGAAAAUGAUGCCCAUUGGGACACUGCACUCGCUGAUGCAUCGAAUACUGCUCGACCACAGCAAAUACGUACGUUAUUUGCUAUCAUUUUAACAACCUGUUUCCCAUGUAAUCCAAACGAUCUUUGGGAAAAAUACAAGGACAACAUGAGUGAAGACAUUCUACAUCGUUUGCGCAUUGCGAAUCAAAAUUCGGACAUUCAAUUCACUCCAAACGUGUAUAAUGAGGCAUUGAUUUUGAUUGAAGAUAUAUGUUUGGCAAUUACUAACAAGGCACUGGUGCAACUGGGAAUGCCUGAUCCAAACCGACCAGCGAACAACCUUUUCGAUCGUGAUUUGCAACGAGAAACACACUUUGAUACUGUCGAAUUGGGGACAUUUGUUCAGAUAAAUCUUCCGCAGUUGAUUCCAGAACAACGCAUUGCGUAUGACAGAAUUAUGCGUGCCAUUACAGAACAGAGUGGUGGACUAUUUUUCCUAGAUGCGCCUGGUGGUACAGGGAAGACUUUUCUUCUUUCACUCAUUCUGGCAACCAUACGAUCACAAAAUAAUAUUGCACUGGCCAUUGCAUCAUCUGGAAUUGCGGCAACUCUUUUGGAUGGUGGCCGAACAGUGCAUUCAGCAUUGAAACUGCCGUUGAAUUUGCAAAACACUGAGACACCAACAUGCAACAUCAGUAAAAACUCUGGAAUGGGCAAAUUACUCCAAACGUGUCAAAUUAUCAUAUGGGACGAAUGUACAAUGUCUCACAAGAAAGCAUUGGAAGCAAUUGAUCGUACACUGCGAGAUUUGAGAGGAAACGAACAGAUCUUUGGUGGCGCACUCAUUUUAUUGUCUGGUGAUUUUCGACAAACGCUGCCGGUUAUACCACGUUCAACACCCGCUGACGAACUUAAUGCAUGUCUCAAAUCAUCAGUUUUAUGGCGCCAUAUACAGAAAUUGAUUUUGAAAACCAACAUGCGUGUACAACUACAACAGGAUGCAUCGGCUGAAAAUUUUGUAAAACAAUUGAUGGAUAUUGGAAAUGGGCGAGUGCAAAUUGAUGAAUCUACGCAAUGUAUCACCUUGCCAGCAAACUUCUGUAAGAUCACAAAAAGCAUAGAUGAAUUGGUGCAAAAAGUUUUUCCAAACAUUGCACAAAGCUACAAAAAUCUUCAGUGGCUCAGUACGCGUGCUAUAUUAGCAGCCAAAAAUAUCGAUGUCAAUACCAUUAACUUCAAUAUUCAGAAUGGAAUACCUGGCGAAACAACAAUAUAUAAGUCCAUCGAUACUGUGGUGAAUCAAGACGAAGUUAUCAACUAUCCAACUGAAUUUUUGAAUUCGCUUGAUUUGCCAGGCAUGCCACCGCACGUUCUUAUAUUGAAAAUUGGCGUACCCAUCAUUCUUCUUCGAAACAUAAAUCCACCACGACUUUGUAACGGAACCAGACUCUCAGUCAAGAAAAUGAUGAACAAUGUUAUCGAGGCAACAAUUUUGACUGGAAAAUUCAAAGGUGAAGACGCACUGUUACCACGUAUCCCAAUGAUCCCAACAGAUAUGCCAUUCGAAUUUAAACGUUUGCAGUUUCCGGUGCGACUCGCUUUCGCAAUAACUAUCAACAAAGCACAAGGACAAUCAUUGCAAGUAUGUGGAUUGAAUUUGGAGAAUCCAUGCUUCUCACAUGGGCAGCUCUAUGUGGCUUGCUCACGCGUUGGAAAACCUUCUGAUUUAUUUGUUUACGCACCAGAUGGAAAAACAAGAAAUAUUGUGUAUCCCACAGCCCUUCAAUAA